AUGACAUUCACCGUACUCACCCGCCGUGUGCGUUUGGCCCGGCGCGCAUUCAGCACGACGGCGCAGCGAGCCGCGUCCAAGAUCUACCCGUCCCCCGAAGCGGCCGUCGCCGUCGUCAAAUCGGGCGACACGCUCCUGUCCUCCGGCUUCGGGCUGUGCGGCCUGCCCAACACGCUGAUGGGCGCGCUCGCGGCGCGCAGCGACGUCAAGAACCUCACCGGCGUGAGCAACAAUGCCGGCGCCGGCGGGCGCGUGGCAGGCCUCGGCAUGCUGCUCGAGAGCGGCCAGCUGAGCAAGUUUAUCGGGAGCUAUCUUGGGACCAACAAGGUGCUCGAGAAGCUCUACUUGACUGGCAAGAUCGACCUCGAGCUCACGCCGCAAGGCACGCUCGCGGAGCGCAUGCGCGCGGCCGGGGCCGGAAUCCCGGCAUUUUACACGCCCACGGGCGCGGGGACGCCAGUCGAGUUUGGGAGCGUCGCGAUGCGCAACGACGCCGAGGGCAAGGCUGGAGUCGCUGUUGCCAGCUACUGUGUCACUAACCCCCACACCCAGCCCGCAGUCUACCCCAAGCCCCGCGAGACGCGUACCUUCAACGGACGCGACUACGUCCUCGAGGAGAGCAUCUACGGCGACGUGGCGUUCAUCCGGGCGUGGAAGGCCGACGAGGCAGGCAAUGUGGUGUUCCGGUACACUGCGAACAACUUCAGUACUGCCAUGGCUAAGAGCGCAAAGGUUACCAUCGUCGAGUGCAGGGCGGGGGAAACGAGGUGCCGUGUUACUCCGUCCACGGUUCACACCUCGAACCUUGCCACUCGCCUCGUCUCGCCACUCGCAACUGGCGGCACAUCGCGACUUGACAACUCGCAAUCGUUGCCUGAACGCUUGCUGACGCCUGUCCUCCUCGUGCAGGCCGAACACAUCGUCCCCGUCGGCGAACUCGACCCAAACGAGAUCCACCUGCCCGGCAUCUACGUCAACCGCAUCGUACAGGCCACGACCCCCAAGGAGAUCGAGUUUGAGACGCUCGCGCCUGAGCCUGGCUCCGAGGCACAGAGCACGGGAGGCAAGCGCGAGCUCAUCGCGAGGCGCGCGGCCAAGGAGCUGUCGGACGGCGACUAUGUCAACCUGGGCAUCGGCAUCCCCACACUCAUUCCCAACUUUGUGCCGCCUGGCAUCCAGAUCUGGCUCCAGAGCGAGAAUGGCAUCCUGGGCAUGGGCCCGCUGCCGACGAAGGAGGAGGUCGACGCCGACAUUAUCAACGCCGGAAAGGAGACUGUCACCCUCCUCCCUGGUGCAUCGACAUUCGACUCUUCCGAGUCGUUUGCCAUGAUCCGCGGCGGGCACAUUGACGUGUCGGUGCUCGGCGCGAUGGAGGUGUCGGCGGCGGGCGACCUCGCCAACUGGAUUAUUCCCGGCAAGCUCGUCAAGGGAAUGGGCGGCGCCAUGGACCUUGUGUCGUCGCCUGAUUCGACGAAAAUUAUUGUCUUGACCGACCACGUCGACAAGAAGGGCAAGAGCAAGAUUGUGCAAGAGUGCUCAUUGCCACUGACGGGUGCUCGCUGCGUCAGCGUGAUUAUUACCGACCUCGCCGUGUUCAACGUCGAUCGGCACGCCGGAAAGCUCACCCUUGUCGAGCUAAUGCCCGGCGUAACGCUCGACGAGGUCCAGGCCAAGACGGACGCCAAGUUCAGCGUGGCGGAUAGUGUGGUCGAGACGCAUGUUUAGCGUGGCGGAGACAAGGCGGCGAGAGAGAAUGAGACGGAGAUAGCCACCACCUCGCAUACCCACCCCCAGCCACCUCGUAGCUCGAUGUCGAUGCCAAUUCAUUAUUCGCUGGAUUAACUAGCCCGAGCAUGUUAUUCCAGUAGUUCUUC
Messenger RNA from Vanrija pseudolonga, 1874 nucleotides. Its product is annotated as Succinyl-CoA:3-ketoacid coenzyme A transferase 1, mitochondrial. Bases 1 to 1725 code for a protein of 574 amino acids. Lineage: Eukaryota; Fungi; Basidiomycota; Tremellomycetes; Trichosporonales; Trichosporonaceae. Gene Ontology annotation, molecular function: succinyl-CoA:3-oxo-acid CoA-transferase activity. The transcript has 8 exons. The record is from RefSeq and is a predicted model, not a curated record. Gene Ontology annotation, biological process: ketone body catabolic process.